Molecule: messenger RNA, 3258 nt
Organism: Diospyros lotus (date-plum)
Lineage: Eukaryota; Viridiplantae; Streptophyta; Magnoliopsida; Ericales; Ebenaceae
Product: branched-chain-amino-acid aminotransferase-like protein 1
Exons: 31
Coding region: 48-2933 (961 amino acids)
Biological process (GO): carboxylic acid metabolic process
Molecular function (GO): catalytic activity
Source: RefSeq, a predicted model, not a curated record
CAUGGCCUAUUUCCAGACAAGCUGUAAACCCUGAAGAUAGUCGGGCCAUGGCGGAGGGGAGAGAGCUAGACCGUUCAUACCUCUACCUGGUCUCCGCCAUCCUGGCCAUGGAACCGUCCCGCGUUUUGCUCUCGCUGGCCCGGGAUUGCGGAGGAGGUUCGAUCACAGAGAAGGUGCAGAGCUUCAUUUGGGAGAACUGCAUAAGCAAAGCUGAUGAAAACUUUCAUAUACCCUACUUGAAAAGUUAUUUGAAGAAGCUUAUAGUUGAAAUUGAAUCUCAUGGAAAUGAAGUAUUGGAUGAAUUAUAUGGAUGGUUUGCCUGUUAUAUGACUUCAUCGAAGGGUGAUGGUUCUGCAGAAGGAAAUUCAAGGGUCUUAAAAUGCAUUUCGUUUCUUUUACCUGAUGAUUGCUCUGAACUCCCAAGCUGCCCACAAUUGAGGAAACUAGUGGUUCCGCUGCAAUGUUCUCUUAACAUGCUUGAAGGUGAUACAGGGUGUUCGAUUUGGCCUUCAAGUCUUUUCUUGUCAGAAUUCAUCCUUUCCCACCCAGAAAUAUUCUCCAAUAAGUCUUGUUUCGAGGUUGGUUCAGGUGUUGGUUUGGUUGGCAUCUGUCUCACUCAUGUAAAAGCAUCCGAGGUGGUGCUAAGUGAUGGUGACCUGUCAAGUUUAGCAAAUAUGAAGCUCAAUUUGGAGCUCAACCAGCUGAGUACUGGAGCAGAUUUGUCAGAAAGCAGUGUUGACGAUCCCCUCUUGGUAAAAUGCAUUCAUCUGCCAUGGGAAUCAGCUGUGGAAAGUGAGCUUCAAGGCUUCAUGCCCGACGUAAUUUUAGGAGCAGAUGUCAUCUAUGAUCCCCUGUGCCUUCCUCAUCUUGUCCGGCUUCUUUCCUUCCUCUUGAACCGCGAAAAGCCAUACCCGCACAAUGCUGAAAAUAGCAACCAUUGUUCUGACACUCGACGAGAUGGAACAGCACCUGGCAAUGGCUCGGGAGCUCAGCGCGCGGCCCCGGCAUUGCAGGAAGGUCCGGUGGCCUAUGUGGCUUCUGUCAUAAGGAAUGUCGAUACGUUUAAUUGCUUUCUGGCUUUAGCAAAGGCCAAAAACCUCAACGUUGAGGAUGUAACUGAAAAUUUUGUGCCCUCUAAUUUGCUGCCUUACAUGCAUUCUUAUGAUCGAUCAAGUGUACGUCUGUUUGCUCUUAGCCAUUUUUGUGUUCCGGACUCCAGUGAAAAGCUGAGAGGACUGGAGGAAGAAGAAGAAGAAAUGGAGGCGAAACAGGAGGAGGUGGAGGUGAUUCACUCAUGGUCUGCUCCGAGAUCCCUCAGUACCUCUCUCAUGUACUCUUUUGCUCAGAGGGAUGAUACAGAAGUGCUUGAUGAGCCUUUAUAUGGUCAUUUCCUCCAUGUGACUGGUGUUGGAAGGCCAUACAGAGAAGAAGUUCUGUCGAAACUGGAAUCUGAUGGGAGUAAGGUUGUGAAAGAUGUGAUUUUUGGUCCUGGAGUAAAGAAAUAUCGAUUCUGUAAGCACAUGUCAAAACAACGCUUACCUGGUUUAUCAGAUGAGUUGAUGAAAAAUGGAAAGCACUUCAUAUUAAUACGAAACCCACUGGAGAUAUUGCAAUCUUUUGACAAGGUUGUGCCCCCAUCCUUUCUUGAGCUGGGAUUGGCAGACUUGGUCUCCAUAUACAGUGAACUUUGCCAACUAGGAAAGCUCCCACCAGUUAUUGAUGCAGCAGACCUUCAACAAGAUCCUGAGGCCACUUUGCGUUGCCUUUGUGAAGACUUGGAUAUUCCUUUUCAAGCUGCAAUGCUGAAAUGGGAAGCUGGUCCAAAAUCAAUAGAUGGUGUUUGGGCGCCUUGGUGGUAUAGCAGUGUACAUAAAUCAACAGGUUUCACCACAAAAAGGAAGUAUCCUUCGCCAUUCCCAUUUUCCUUGUAUGAUUUGCUGGAACAAAGUUUGCCUUUCUACAACAUGCUUAAGUGCCACGCAAGAGGCUCAUCUUUAUUGAAACCCCAUCUGCCUCUGCCCAGUCUUCCAGUUCCUGCCAAUGAGAAGCUGCUUGUUUGGGUUGGUGAUGAGAUCAUACCCCGUGACAGUGCAAAGGUUUCAGUAUUUGAUUCAGUUGUCCAAGGUGGUGAUUCGGUAUGGGAGGGACUUCGUAUUUACAAUGGGAAGAUAUUUAAGCUUGAGGAGCAUCUAGAUAGAUUGUUUGAUUCAGCAAAAGCUCUGGCCUUCAAUAAUGUGCCGACUCGUGAAGAGGUUAAGGAAGCAAUAUUUAACACUCUUAUUAGGAAUGGAAUGUUUGAUAAUGCACACAUCCGUCUAAGCUUGACACGUGGCAAGAAGGUUACUUCAGGAAUGAGUCCAGCUUUUAAUCUCUAUGGAUGCACAUUAAUCGUUCUUGCUGAAUGGAAGCCACCUGUCUAUGAUAAUGCAAAGGGUAUAACUCUUGUAACUGCUACUACACGGCGUAAUUCACCCAAUAAUUUGGAUUCAAAGAUUCACCAUAACAACCUUUUGAACAACAUACUUGCAAAGAUAGAAGGGAAUAAUGCAAAUGCUGAUGAUGCCAUAAUGCUUGAUAAGGAUGGUUAUGUGUCUGAAACGAAUGCUACAAACAUUUUCUUAGUGAAGAAAGGCCGUGUCCUAACACCUCACGCUGAUUAUUGUCUUCCUGGUGUAACUCGAGCAACUGUCAUGGACCUUGUGGUAAAGGAAAAUAUCAUUUUAGAGGAGCGACGUAUCAGUCUAUCAGAGUUCCAUACUGCGGAUGAGGUGUGGACAACAGGAACAAUGGGAGAACUCAGCCCAGUUUUGAAGAUUGAUGGGCGUGAAAUUGGGGAUGGACAAGUGGGACCAGUAACUCGAAGGUUGCAGAUUGCUUACAAAAAUCUGACAGAAGGAUCAGGAGUGCCCAUACCCACCUAUCAGGAGGCUUGAAAACUGCAUUUCCUCAAGGCGCACAAAUGGCGGAAUGGAGGCAAGGGUUGAAGAUGAAAUAGGAUGACGACCGAAUUUCGAAAACUUCGGAGUAAAUGUCGGUAGUCGGGCGACUACAAGGGGUUAUAUAGUGAGGUUAACUUAUUAAUGCUUGAUAUGUAAUUGUCAUUUGUAAUAAAAAAAAAAAAAAAUCUAUGAUGUUUGUUAAUUAUUCAGCCUGAGGCCGUUGUGAAAAAUGGUGAUGUUAUAAUCCAACAAUUAUACGAGGCAUUAUUUGUAUGGAAUUUUAGAUAAAUUUUAUCCAAAUUCUGUCUAAUUUGAAUUA